This is a messenger RNA of Cladophialophora immunda, 4506 nucleotides long. RefSeq lists its product as uncharacterized. The record is from RefSeq and is a predicted model, not a curated record. NCBI's taxonomy places the organism in Eukaryota, Fungi, Ascomycota, Eurotiomycetes, Chaetothyriales, Herpotrichiellaceae. Gene Ontology annotation, molecular function: calcium-dependent cysteine-type endopeptidase activity. Gene Ontology annotation, cellular component: cytoplasm. Gene Ontology annotation, biological process: proteolysis. Bases 318 to 3743 code for a protein of 1141 amino acids. The transcript is spliced from 4 exons.
CUCUCGUUCCACACCAUCCACUUCUGUUCUUUAUGUUUGUCGAUCUGGUUCGUGUUGGACUAAUAAGACGGACUUCAUCUCUCUUGCAACCCGUCUCAUCCUCGUGUCGUCUGACUCAGGUGAUUGUUUGACUGUUCGGCAGGCUGCCACGCCGUUGGGCCUUGUGCUAUUCCCCACCGCCGCUGUGUUCAGCGAGCUAGUUUGGCCGUGGCAUUUCAGCUGCCAUCGAGCUUCUGUGGACACGCAACCUGCUAAUUGAGUCACUGAUACAUCCAUUUGGGCUCGAAUCAUCUCUCCUCUCAACUCAUAAAAAGACCAUGGACGAUCGCCGAGACAACAUCGGCGGAGGCGGCCGCUAUUACGGUCCUCCACCUCCGGAUCUGUCCAUCGCACCACCGCCCACCAAGAUGCGGCGCAAACCGCGCCGACAGCCUCCCCAGGAGACGGUCAACCAGUUCUGGGACAAGCUGAACCCCCGACACCCCGGCAAAGUCUUCACCCUACUCCCCAACAACCCCUACGCGCGCAACAAGGCGGCCAAGACCCCCCGUGGCACCGUCUCCGGCCAGCGCGCCGCCAAGUCGUACGACGAGGCCCGCGCCGAGUGCGAGAGGGACGUCGACAGGAUCGUCCGGGAGUGCCGUCGGCUGAACCAGAAGUACCGGGACAUGCACUUCGACAUCGAGUGGGAUCUCAAGUCCGGGCAGCGGAACUGUCUCGACGGGCUCAGCACGCCGGGCGAUUCCAUGAAGCCAAAGGGCGUCAAGAGGGUCACGGACAUCUUCGAGAAGCCCCAAUUUUUCAUCAACGGCCCGACUGCUGGUGACGUGCGCCAGGGUCGUGAUGGAGAUUGCUAUCUGAUGGCGGCACUGUGUGGUUUGGGCAAUAUGGAAGGAUUGAUCGACAGGGUUUGUGUCAAACACGACCACCCAGACGUCGGUGUUUACGGCUUUGUCUUUUUUCGAGAUGGCGAAUGGCAGCACACCAUCAUCGAUGAUAAACUUUACACCAGAGCGCCCGACUACGACGAAGCCCAGGACGAGCGGGUGGUCUGGGACGACAUCAACCGCGUGGACAGCGCCGAGGAAUACCGCAAAGCCCACCUGACCGGCUCGAGGGCGCUGUACUUUGCGCAGUGCAGCGACGAAAACGAGACGUGGCUCCCGCUUCUCGAAAAGGCCUACGCCAAAGCCCACGGGGACUUUGCCUCGAUCGACGGCGGAUUCACCGGCGAGGCCAUCGAGGACUUGACUGGCGGCGUGACGACCGAGAUCUACAGCACUGACAUUCUCGACCGCGAGGCUUUUUGGCGCGACGAGCUCAUGCAGGUCGGCAAGAAGUUCCUGUUUGGCUGCGCCACGGGCUUCUACGCCAACUGGCUCGACACCACCGGGGCGCCGCGCGAACGCGAAGGAAUCUCCGAAGGCCACGCCUACAGCAUCAUGGACGCGAGGGAGAUCAAGGGCGAGAGACUCCUCAAACUCCGUAACCCCUGGGGCAAGAAGGAGUGGACGGGCAAAUGGAGCGACGGCAGCUCCGAAUGGACGCCCGAGUGGAUGCAGUUGCUGGACCACAAAUUCGGCAACGACGGCAUCUUCUGGAUCAGCUACGAGGACCUCCUCAAGACGUACCAGCAUUUCGACCGCACCAGGAUCUUUGGCGCCGAGUGGAACGUCACGCAGUGCUGGACCAGCGUCGAUGUCUCGUGGUCGGCCGAGUAUCACAGCACCAAGUUCUCCCUGACGCUGGAAGAGAAGGCGCCCGUGGUGAUUGUCCUGGCGCAGCUGGACGACACCUAUUUCGGGGGCUUGGAGGGCGGUUACGGAUUCGACCUGCAAUUCCGCCUCGAGUCCGACGACAGGGAGGACGAGAACGACUACAUUGUCCGGUCCAACGGCAACUACGCCAUGGCCAGAUCUGUCAGCACAGACAUUGAGCUGGAAGCCGGCACGUACUCGGUCCUGAUGAAGAUCACGGCCACCCGACACACGGACAGGGAACACGUCGAAGACGUCCUGCCCGUCUACGCCGCCACAAGACGCGAAAAGCUCAUCCAGAUGGGCCUCUCGUACGACCUGGCACACGCCAAGGGAGUAGCUGUGGAGACGGAGGCGGAACGCAAAGAUCGCAAAGACCGCGAGAGGGCUCGACGGGCGAAAGAAAAGGAAAAGAUGAAGGAAAAGGCCAAGGCCCGCGCGAAGAAACAUUGGGAGAGACAGAAGAAGAGACAUGAGCUGGAGAAAGAGAGAUUGGCGAGGAACAAGGAGAGGAAAGAGAGGAAGAAGCGGGCGAAUGGAAAGGCGGACGAAGAGCCUGUCGAGCGGAUUGUCGAGAGGCAGGGGACCUUUGACAGCAUGAUCAAUGAGAGUCCAGAGAGCAAGAAGGACACUCCAACAAUACAGAAUGGGCACGCCGACAAAGUGGGAGACUUGAACUUCGAACCUGAAUCCAUCGAGGUGCAGUCCUCCGACAAUGGGUUCGUCACAGUAACCGCAAAGGAACCUGCGGAGCUGUCCGAGGAGCCCAACCCGAUCCCUGUGUCUCCAAAGAAGCCAGCAGAAGAAGUCACCGCCAAUAAUGUCGUCCAGCCGCUGGAAGAAGUGAUCAAGGUUGCCGACACAGAAGAGCGCGACGGCAAGCCGGAAGAUCGUCCUGGCAAGCAACCCGCACUGCCCGAGGUCACCACAGCAGGGACCAGUGAUGCGCUUGUGCAAGUCGACGGCUCCAACAUCGUCACAGACGUCAAGCCAUUGUCGAAGUCGCCCCCACUGUCUCGCCCGGAGCAUGAGGCGUCCAAAGCCACCGUCUCAGGGAACGACACCACUUCUGUGAUCAAAAGACAGAGGGAUCCUCUAUCUAGCAUGUCGCACGGACCUCGCCAUCAAGCCCCCCUGCGCAGCGACACGUUCAACAGCACAGCCGUGAUGCUAGGGAUCGGUAGCGGCGCUGACGACCGAGAAUACGAGAUCCAAGUCAGAGACCUGGACAUCGACCGCGAAAGCGACGGCGGCCGGGACCCCAGCGACGACAGAGGAUCCGCGAAUGACGACGGUGCAGUGUCCGACACCGAUUCUUUCCCGCCGUUCGACUGGAACUCGGAACUCGACAUGUCGCCCUACAUCAGCAGCGACGCCGAGUCCGACACCUCGUCGACGGCCCCGGCCUUCACUCCCGGCCUGGGCCGAAUCAGCAGGCCCCAUGUCCGCCGUGGCCGGCGCCGCUCCCGCUCGCCGCUCCUCAACCCGGCCAUCGACAUCGACGGGCCUGGCCUGAAGCCGCCGGGCGGCGGAGCAGAGGACGACGGCGACGGGCCCAACGAGCCGUGGAACGCCGUCUGCGUGUUGGGUCUGAGAGUGUACUCGACGCUCCAGGCCGAAGGGAUCAAGUUGAAGGUCGUGCGGCCGAACGAAUAUUCCGACGACGACAACAACAACAAGGACCGCGGACACAAGCCCACCAAGGGGCCUGAUGGGAGCCACAACGCGGAGAAGAAGCCCGCCGCCCCCGACCCGACGUUGGACCCGGACGACAUCUCCAAGGGCGCCGUGGCCGCUGAGCCCGAGAGCACGGGCGCCGUGGUGGACGCCGAGGACGGGAAACGCGGUGCUAAGCACUCGGGAGACCGCAUGGCGUUGGGGAGUCGCAGCAGGGACUUGAAGCUGGGUAGCCGUCCUCCUGUGGAGGAGACAAUGGCGGCGAACAAGAGGAGGUCGAGGAAGGAGAUUCAGCUUCGGCGGAGAUGAGUUGCGACAGUCGAGGUCUGGGUAUGGCGUUGCUCCUCUUUUCAUUUCAUGUCUCUCAUCGCCGGUUUCCCCUUGCUCUCCUAUCUUUGCAUGGGCUCUUUGUCCAUGGUUGGACGGGUGGAUGGACUCGUCCGAAAAUGUUCCUCGCUGCAGGUGGUCACGAUGCUGAUGACGGGGAGAAGAUUGGGGUGCGAUGUGUUAUGAUGGGCCGGGUACGAUAUGGUGGGAAGGAUAGCUUGUGGGCUGUGGGCUGUGGUCUGUGGUGGGCUGUUUAUGUUCCGCGUUUCCUCCUCCUACUCCUUCCUUUACCUCGCGAUAUACCAACGACUCUGACGACUGCCUGACCUGACGACCGUGAUGACGCUACGACUCCCGACUUAUAAUUGACUUGUUUGCCUACUCGCGACUCAUCUCUCACAUGUCACCCCUCACUACUUACGUUUCACGACUCACGACUCACGACUCACGACGUCACUUAUCACCACCAUUUCGCACUUCCUUCUUACUGCGUGCUGGCGCUGGCAGUGGCAGCGCCGAUGGACCUCAGGAAGGCUCAGGGAUGAAGAGAUCUAUCUAUAGGCAGAGGCUGCACGGGGCAGCGCCGUACAAUAAUACCAUAUAGUCAGCUCCAAACGAAACCGAAAAUCACCUCAAUCGAUUGAGAUUCAGACGGGACCAAGACAGACACUGUAAGAUGUAUUCAUCUCCCUGGCAGGCUAGAGUUGAGUGGCUCUAAACUACACUGCACCCACCGGUAUGGGUC